This is a messenger RNA of Phytophthora sojae, 816 nucleotides long. RefSeq lists its product as hypothetical. Gene Ontology annotation, molecular function: phosphatidylserine decarboxylase activity. The record is from RefSeq and is a predicted model, not a curated record. Gene Ontology annotation, biological process: phosphatidylethanolamine biosynthetic process. Gene Ontology annotation, cellular component: mitochondrion. Lineage: Eukaryota; Oomycota; Peronosporomycetes; Peronosporales; Peronosporaceae. The annotation marks the transcript as partial. The transcript has 2 exons.
CUGCGUGAACCCGUGUACAAGGCGUGGACCGCCGUGUUCGACUGCAAGCUGGACGAGAUGAAGUAUCCACUGCAAGACUACGCCAACCUGGGCGAGUUCUUCUCGCGCCCGCUGAAGGAGGGCAUGCGUCCAUUCGUCACGCUCCCGGGCCACCUGGCCAGCCCGGUGGAUGGCACCGUGACGUCCAUUGGCGUCGUGAACGACUCGAGUGACGUGCCGACGCUGGAGCAGAUCAAGGGCGUGCGCUACCGACUGGACGAGUUCCUGGGCGGCCUGCCUUCGUUCUUCACCAAGAAGACGGCAGCUUCCAAGGGAAAGAAGAUGUUCCACUGCGUAUUGUACCUCGCGCCUGGAGACUACCAUCGCAUCCACGCGCCGGUUGACUGGAAGGUCGAGGAGCGCCGUCACUUCCCCGGAAACCUCUUCCCCGUGAACCAGACAGCGGCGCACUUGAUCCCGAGCCUGUUUGUGGAGAAUGAGCGCGUGGCGCUGCUCGGUGAAUGGGAACACGGCUUCUUUUCGCUGACUGCGGUGGGCGCCACCAACGUAGGCUCUAUUGUUCUUACGAAGGAGCCUGAGUUCCGCACGAACACGGUAGCUCAGGACCCGCUUGUGGGACGGUGCAUUUCUAAGAACUAUGGCGGAAAGGUGGACACAACUCACGGGGAGGAAAUGGCUCAGUUUAAGCUUGGCUCUACGGUUGUGCUGGUCUUUGAAGCCCCAGAGUCGUUCCAGUUCACUAUCAAGCCGGGUGAUAAGGUGGGUUGCUCAGCCUUUAUAUAUUUUCUUCCGGUUCUUCUUUCUGAUAGGCGCUGA